Hypoxylon trugodes is the source of this 1593-nucleotide messenger RNA. Its product is annotated as metalloreductase Fre8. NCBI's taxonomy places the organism in Eukaryota, Fungi, Ascomycota, Sordariomycetes, Xylariales, Hypoxylaceae. Gene Ontology annotation, cellular component: plasma membrane. Bases 1 to 1593 code for a protein of 530 amino acids. Gene Ontology annotation, molecular function: ferric-chelate reductase activity. The record is from RefSeq and is a predicted model, not a curated record. Gene Ontology annotation, biological process: intracellular iron ion homeostasis; copper ion import; iron ion transport. The transcript is spliced from 3 exons.
AUGGGUUGGCCAUAUCAAUUCAUCGCCCUUGAUUCGGAUCAAAAACAGGCUAGGAGACAGUCGCUCGAUCUGUAUGCGGCGUACGCGCAACUUUCGGCGUUGAUUCCCAUCGUCGUUGUCUUACUCUUUCGGUUCGGAUCAUGGUUGACGAAAAAGUUCUCGUCUCAACGCGGAGCUUACUCGGCCGUUCCGGACUCGCCCGCAUUAAAGCAGAGACGCCGGACACUAGUCGGGCACUUUGCUAGCAUUAAAAGACGCGUCGUAUGGUGGCUCGGCGAUGAAGUCGUGUUUCUGGGAAUGAACUGGGGGCAGAGGGCUCAGAUCGUCGUUGGGAUUGUAUGGGCUGUGUGGCUUGUGUUCUUGUCUGUGAUUGGCACUGGGAAUGACUACCUUCAUCUGACGAAGCGAUUUGGCAUUGUCGCUCUGUCUCAACUCCCACUCCAAUAUCUGCUAGCGCUCAGGGUAAUAAACCCCGUCGCGCUUGCCUUCGGAUCAUCGCAUGAGCAGGUCAAUCGAUGGCAUCGUGUUUUGGGCUGGGUCGUCUACCUCCUACUUUUCGCGCACGCAUGUUUAUAUCUCAACUUCUACAUACAAGAGGGUAUCCUCGCUGAACGACUCGUCCGUCUUAUUCCGGCCCUUGGUGUUGCCGGUUUCAUUGGGAUGAGCUUGAUGAAUACCACAGCUCUCAAAACCAUUCGCCAAUAUUCCUAUCGCGUCUUCUUCCUCACGCACCUCACGGUCGCAUUGCUACUUCCGCCAGCCAUCUUUUUCCACUCUCACCAUGGAGGCCGCCAGUAUGUCGUGGAAGCACUCUUAUUUUUCCUCAUCGACAUUGCUAAGCGCAAGAUCGACACCGUCACAGCGCCAGCUGUUUUGGAGCUCAUUCCUGGUACGAGUCUCAUCAAGAUCGUGUUUAGCAUCCCAUCUCAAAAGAUCAGCCGCUUUCGCAAGUAUCCCGGAAUGCACGUGUAUUUAAGUAUUCCGCCUGGCAGUCGCCGUAGUGCUGGUAUUUCUGCGGCCACUUAUCUCUUGUUUGAGGCGACUUUCAACCCAUUUACCAUCGCAUCCGUCGACGAAGAGUCGGGAGAUCUCACCCUAGUAGCUAAGCGCCAGAAGGGCCCCAUGACUAAAGCCCUAGUCCGAUGCGCCGCAGAUUCGCUGGCUGCGACUAAGAUACCGCUUAGUUUGAUCGCUACUGAAAAUCCAGCAGCUAAGGUGCAGAUGGUCUGGGCUGUACGCGGAGCUGGCGAUGCGACUUGGAGCACCGCAGAGGGCAUCUUAGAUGACGACAACAUCCAGUUAUAUUUGACUGGAAAUAUUUUAGAGAAUACGAGCGAUGUCACCACCGGCUUGACUGAUGAUAACGAAGCGGUCGAACUAGAGGAUAGCAUGUAUGCGAACCGAGGCGAAAUUCGCAAGCGACCCAAUCUACGAAAGAUCGUCGACGACAUCUUUAGGCAAGGGGUAGAAGAUAGAGUUGCGGUGCUAGUGUGCGGUCCCGAAGAAAUGGCUCGCGAAUUGAGAUCGUAUGUCGGUACCUGGGUUCACAAGGGUCGGGAUGUCUGGUGGCAUAAUGAGAAUUUUGCAUGGUGA